This is a messenger RNA of Culicoides brevitarsis, 883 nucleotides long. It is a transcript of the gene rnh1, whose product is annotated as ribonuclease H1. Gene Ontology annotation, biological process: DNA replication, removal of RNA primer. The record is from RefSeq and is a predicted model, not a curated record. The coding region runs from base 45 to 866 and encodes 273 amino acids. Gene Ontology annotation, molecular function: nucleic acid binding; magnesium ion binding; RNA-DNA hybrid ribonuclease activity. The transcript is spliced from 2 exons. NCBI's taxonomy places the organism in Eukaryota, Metazoa, Arthropoda, Insecta, Diptera, Ceratopogonidae.
AAGUUCGCACAAUUCAAGAAGCAUAAUUCUUUCCCUCGUCAUUAAUGUUGCGAAACUUGCUCAGGAUGCCUUUUUACGCUGUAGCAAAUGGUCGAACGCCGGGAAUUUAUAAAACUUGGGCAGAAUGUGAAUCUCAAGUCAAAGGAUUUAAAGCUGCAAAAUACAAAAAGUUCAACACUGAAGCAGAAGCCAAAAAUUUCGUAACUGGAGUGCCUUCAUUAUCAUCAAAUAGCAAAAAACGUCCUUCAGAAGCCCUUUCUUCAACUUCUUCCGCCGCUCCUGCUACUAAAAGAUUCAAAUCAACAAAAACUGCCGCCUCAGAACUGCCAACAACGAAAAUUGUCGGCUUAAAAUCCUUCGGAAAGCACACAUUCCCCGUUGACAGCGACGAUUUCGUGCAUGUUUACACCGACGGGUCAUGCGAAGGCAACGGAAGCACAAUCGCCUGUGCUGGGCUCGGAAUUUACUUCAUGGAUGGACAUGCCUUGAACACAGCAAAGCCCGUUUUGGGUCGUCCCACGAACAAUUCGGGCGAAAUUCAAGCGAUAAUUCUCGCGAUUCAACUUGCCAAAGCGAAUUCCAUCAAAAAAUUGCAAAUAAAUACGGAUUCGAUGUACGUGAUAAAUGCCGUGACACAAUGGAUGCCUGCGUGGAAGCGAAAAAAUUGGAAGAAAACAGGCGGAGGGGAGCUAAAAAACCUCGAAGACUUCCAAAAACUCGACAAAGAACUCAAUUCCAACGAAAUUCAAGUGCGAUGGAAUCACGUAGCGGGUCAUGCGGGCAUUCAAGGGAAUGAAGGAGCAGAUAAAUUGGCUCGGGAAGGCGCCCAAAUGUACAGAGAUGCAAAAAAAAGUGCGAAAAAAUAAAAUUUUAUUCAUUGUGA